GCCAUCGCCGCCAUGGAGCCCGAGCGGCUGCGGCGCCGCCUGAGCUCCGCGUUCCGGCUGCGGGGGCUCGUCCUGCGCCCGGAUGCCCUCAAGUAUCUCACUGAAGCUUUCCAGUCUACCAGUGAGGGAGAACUUGAUGAAAUAAUUGAAAAUGUCAUCGAUGCAGUUGAAAAACAGCCUUUGUCAUCCAACAUGAUUGAGCAGCCCCUGGUGGAAGCAGCAGUCCAGGAAUGCAGCCGUGCCCCGGAUGAGGCCAUAGAAAAUGUUUUCAACAUUAUUGGAGCCUUUGACAUCCCACGUUUUAUUUAUAAUUCAGAAAGAAAGAAGUUCCUGCCCCUGUCCAUGACUGACCUGCCCAGGCCGAGUUUGUUUGGGACUGCCCGGGACAAGGCGGAGCUGUUCCGGGAGCGCUACUCCAUCCUGCAGCAGAGGACUCACAGACAUGAGCUGUUCACUCCUUCACCAGUGGAUGCUCAUCCUGAUGAUAGCAAGAACAAAUUCCAGCUGAAGACAGUGGAGACUCUCUUGGGCAGUCCAGCUAAGGUGGGAGAAGUGAUUGUGCUGGGGAUGAUCACUCAGCUCAAGGAGGGGAAGUUUUUCCUAGAAGACCCCACAGGAGUGGUGCAGCUAGACCUCAGUAAAGCACAGUUCCACAGUGGGUUAUACACUGAAUCCUCCUUUGUUCUGGCAGAAGGCUGGUAUGAAGAUGAAGUUUUCCAUGUGAACGCUUUUGGAUUUCCGCCCACUGAGCCUUCUGCUACCACGAGAGCCUUCUAUGGGAACAUCAACUUCUUUGGAGGCCCUUCCUCAACAUCAGUGAAGGCUUCUGCCAAGCUGAAGCAGCUGGAGCAGGAGAAUGAGGAUGCCAUGUUUGUGUUUGUGUCUGAUGUGUGGCUGGACCAGGCAGAGGUGCUGGAAAAGCUUCACAUGAUGUUUUCAGGUUAUUCCUCUGCACCUCCCACCUGCUUUUUCUUCUGUGGAAAUUUUUCAUCUGCACCAUAUGGCAAAAAUCAAAUCCAGUCCCUGAAAGGUUCUUUGAAGGCUCUGGCAGAUAUUAUAUGUGAAUAUCCCAGCAUCCACCAAAGUAGCCGAUUUGUGUUUGUCCCUGGUCCUGAAGAUCCUGGGCCUGGUUCCAUUUUACCAAGACCUCCCCUGGCUGAAAAUAUCACUCAGGAAUUCAGACAGCUGGUGCCAUUUUCAGUUUUCACCACAAAUCCCUGCAGGGUUCAGUACUGCACCCAGGAAAUCAUUAUUUUCCGGGAAGAUUUGGUCAACAAAAUGUGCAGGAACUGUGUUCGCUUCCCAAGCAGCACCAUGGACAUUCCCAACCAUUUUGUGAAGACCAUUUUAUCCCAGUUUGUGAAGACCAUUCUGUCGCAGGCCCACCUGAGCCCGCUGCCCCUGUACGUCAGCCCCGUGUUCUGGGCCUACGAUUACUCCCUGAGGGUUUAUCCCCUGCCAGACGUGCUGGUCACAGCUGACAAACACGACCCCUUCAGUGUCACCAGCAGCGAGUGCCUCUGCAUCAACCCCGGCUCGUUUCCCAGAAGUGGAUUUUGCUUCAAGGUGUUCUACCCCUCCAACAAGACAGUUGAAGACAGCAAGCUUCAAGGACUUUGAAUUUCUGUGGCACUGAAAAAAGGCAGUGAACCCAUGGGAAGCCAGCUGUAUUUUUUUUUACAUGCCUUAGUUUUGUGAUGUAUCAUGAACUUUUUAUAAAAAAUGUCAAAGUCAAAACCGAUUUGUUUUGUACACAAAUAAACUUUUACAGGAAAAGGCA
Messenger RNA from Melospiza melodia melodia, 1780 nucleotides. It is a transcript of the gene POLE2, whose product is annotated as DNA polymerase epsilon 2, accessory subunit. Gene Ontology annotation, biological process: DNA-templated DNA replication; error-prone translesion synthesis. The record is from RefSeq and is a predicted model, not a curated record. The transcript has 20 exons. Bases 13 to 1620 code for a protein of 535 amino acids. Gene Ontology annotation, cellular component: epsilon DNA polymerase complex. Lineage: Eukaryota; Metazoa; Chordata; Aves; Passeriformes; Passerellidae. Gene Ontology annotation, molecular function: DNA binding.